CAUCACAUUGAUGAUCUUUCGAUUGUUGGUAGUAUCCUCAGUAAAGACCAUCGAAUGGUUCAUGGUCGUACUAUGUCACGAACUUGCAGACUCGACGACUCUUCAACCAGGGUCAUGAAGUAUUUUGUUACCAACCGGAAAUAUGGUACUCUUCAUGAAAUCUCAGCCAUCUUCACUCCGGUGUUAUUUGCAGGAUGAAUCUUUGAUUCCGAAUUUCGGCCUCAGAUCUUAGAAAGUCUAUGAACCGUCAGCUGUGUGCAAGGCAUGAGACGAACAUUACGCGGCUUUUUUAAGGGAGAAAGUCAUGCAGUUAGCUCCUCAACUGCUCAAAAGGACGUCUCAUUGGCGAGAGAGAAGCGGAUUUGACCCACACAUCUCUUGAAGAUUUCCCUACUUUCUUGCGUACCUUUCUCUCAAACCUCCUUCUUGCUUAGGCUUUCAACCCUUUUACCAAUUCACAUACCAAAAAAACAGCUUCAUCAUGUCUUUCAGCUCGCAUAUUGAAUUAGAGAAGUCCAUUGAUCUUAUCCUUCAACAAUUUCCUUGGAAUGAUCUCUUUGAUCUCACGGAGCCUCAAUCUUCAUCUUCGAGUACUCAAGUACAACAUCCAAACUCCCACACCUUAAAACCUCCACCUCCACAAGAAUACCCAAUACCUUCAUUAUCAGAAUGUCAACCUCUUCACUCGAGCUUUCCCAAUCAUGAAAAUGGGGAUUGUACCUCCACCGACAAUUCCUUAGAUUCUGAAUCUUGGUCAAAUUGUCUCAAGCAGAUUUUCUACGAUCAAUCCGAAACUUUCGAAAAAGACCUACAAAAUGACAAUCCUAAUGGAAGUCUUGGUAUUGAGCAGCCUUACUCUGUUCCAAAUGAGAGUGAAGCGCAAGUGGACGCUUCGUCGAUUGAUCAAUCGCAAGCUUGCUCGACGAUUACGAAACGCAAAAGGUCCGAUAGCUACUUGAGCUUGGGAGAUUCGCAAAGCUCUACAACUCUCCCGACUUGUAAGGUUUUCGAGUGCUUUCUGGAUCCAGGAUGCUCUGAAAAAUUCAGUCGUAUUGAACAUCUUGCUAGACACGAAAGGAAGCAUACCAAGGCAAAGCCCUUCAAAUGUCACUGCGGGAAAUCCUUUGGUCGUCUAGAUAACUGGAGACAACACAAGAAUUCUUUACACAAGUCUUUUGAUGUAGAAAAUGCCGAGACGGAAAAGAUUUUGGUCAAAGUUCAAAAGGAGUUGCAACGGUUAAACAAAUUACGAACGCCAACAAUCGUCAGUGUCACGAAAGAAGGGAAAGGACCUGAAGUCAAGAAAGUGAAAAGGUCCGGAGAUCAUCAAGCCAAAGGCAAACCAAAGUCACAUGGGGUUCCUUUGCCGACGCUUACAGCCAGUGGUCCGUAUCAAGAGCCACCUCAGCUCAAGGUUCCGGGUGCAGAGCUACCAUAUCUCGACGUUCAUCAUUUUGGGGAGGCUCAGCGCGGCUUUGGAAUCUCGGCGCCUACGAACUCCACCCUCCCCCUGGACUUCUUGGAAUACGUGACCGAUCUCACGAACUCCUCUUUCGACGGAGGUCCUGCGACUGUGGCCUUCACCCCUCAAGGGACUUGUUCCACUUUCAGCGACUUUUCCACAAGUCCUUUCAUAACCCCGAUAAACAUCAAUCGGGUACUUCCUUUCCAAACCGCGCCUUCGACUUCUUCUCCUCAAUUCUACAAUCCUCAACCAGGAGCCUUCUAUCCCACUUCACUCCUGGAACCCUUUCAAUUUAUCUCGACUCCAAUUCCACCUUUGUCUUUUCAGCCUAUUCUUCAGCCGUUUGUCAAUCAUGGUGCUAUGAGGAUGGCUUAUCCUACGGUCGAGAACCCAAUGACCAGAAGAGAAUUCCAUCACACUUCCAAUCCAUGUCUCUACUCCGGCUCAAAUCUUGUACCUCUUGUCUACCCUCAAUAUUUGUCCCAAAAUCACCAUCUAUAACCCACAAGUCUUGUAUAGUAGUCAAAGAUCAGUGAGCGCUAGUAAAUCUAUCUUCUUCUUGUUUAUUAUUAUUCAAAAUUUAUUACUUGCCAUUUCUUUCAUAUCAUUUUAUACAUUGAAACGUUUCACCCCAUCC
Messenger RNA from Melampsora larici-populina 98AG31, 2102 nucleotides. RefSeq lists its product as uncharacterized. Lineage: Eukaryota; Fungi; Basidiomycota; Pucciniomycetes; Pucciniales; Melampsoraceae. The record is from RefSeq and is a predicted model, not a curated record. Bases 482 to 1966 code for a protein of 494 amino acids. Gene Ontology annotation, biological process: regulation of transcription by RNA polymerase II. The transcript has 4 exons. Gene Ontology annotation, molecular function: DNA-binding transcription factor activity, RNA polymerase II-specific; RNA polymerase II cis-regulatory region sequence-specific DNA binding. Gene Ontology annotation, cellular component: chromatin.